CACACACACACACAUAUGCAUCUCUCCGCUCAAAGUGUGUAAAGCAGCAAAGACGCAGACUUGGAAGAUGAACCUCUUCUGCUUCACUCUGGAUGGCUCUACAGACAGCCUGUAUGAGCCGGCUCAGAUCGGGCAGAACACUCAAGAUUUAUUACCCAGAAGGCUGCCUAGUCCCAACCCCGUGAAGAACAUGAGCGUGUGGAGAGGAUCUGAGCCCUGCAUCGCCACGGUGAAGCGUCCAGAGACUCACACAAGUAAGACUCCAGAAAGUACGAUUUUGGAAAAGGCAAAGAGAAAGUCCCAAUUGCUAUCCACAUCAGAAGACGAGACCACAGGUCAUACAGAGACUGAUGCCCACUGGCCGUCCACCAGGAAAAAAGACGGCUUGGUAAACAGCAAGAACCAUUCUAACACAGAGACGGUCAAAGAUCACCACCGGUUAAAACUCAGUAGAGAAGAGAAAGAAGAGCUGGUGAAUUCAGAGAAGGCAGUUAAAAAUCCCUUCGUCCAGGGAGUGAAUUUUGAAGCCUGGAAUCCCAAUAGAGAAAACUCUGAAUGCAGACAGCAAGACUUGACCAGGAGGUCAGAGAGUGAGGAUGAGGCACAAGGUACGCUGAAAAAGAUCCAGAAACUAGUGGGAGGGAAAAAGGGAAAUCAAAGUGCCACAGACGAGUCGAAAAACAACACAGAGCCUGGCGAAUCCAUCGGCAAAGGCCACAGUCCUGUCAUAACCUGCAUCAAUCUGACCAAAAAAGCUGAGAAGAAGCACACAAGGGCAUCCACACAGCAAUCCCAGCAGCCCCUGCAGGAUAAAGACGUUGAAGGUUCUUGUGGUCCAGGGCUCUUUCAGGAGUACUGGAGCCCCGUGGCGUAUUCACCAGCAUGGGACACGUCCACACACACCUGCCACAGGUCAACAGCUGAGCAGGUCAUGUACAACUUCAACUUCACCCUCCCCAGAGACACGGACUGGGAGAAAUACGAGGAGCUCUUCCACCGACUGGACCCCUAUAAACGAGACCAACAAGACCGGUGGAUCACCCACUCUGUCAUGGACCUGGACACGCCGGACGCUCUGGUGAGACGCUGAUCAAAGCUGCACUUCCUGUUGA
Molecule: messenger RNA, 1112 nt
Organism: Puntigrus tetrazona (Sumatra barb)
Lineage: Eukaryota; Metazoa; Chordata; Actinopteri; Cypriniformes; Cyprinidae
Exons: 9
Coding region: 68-1090 (340 amino acids)
Source: RefSeq, a predicted model, not a curated record